Molecule: messenger RNA, 2709 nt
Organism: Monodelphis domestica (gray short-tailed opossum)
Lineage: Eukaryota; Metazoa; Chordata; Mammalia; Didelphimorphia; Didelphidae
Gene: ETS2
Product: ETS proto-oncogene 2, transcription factor
Biological process (GO): cell differentiation; regulation of transcription by RNA polymerase II
Cellular component (GO): nucleus
Molecular function (GO): DNA-binding transcription factor activity, RNA polymerase II-specific; sequence-specific DNA binding
Source: RefSeq, a predicted model, not a curated record
CCGAUCCCGGAUUGUGCUGUGUGGUGGCUCCUUAGCUCCUGGGGAAGCCCCAGUUCUGAGGCAGGGGUGCCCAGGCUUGGUGGCCCUCGGCCUGCGCCAGGACCUCUCGGCCGCAGCCAGGAUGAACGACUUUGGAAUUAAGAACAUGGACCAAGUAGCCCCUGUGUCUAACUAUUACCGAGGAACACUUAAGCGUCAACCAGCUUUUGAUAACUUUGAAUGCACCGAUUCACUAUUUGAAGGAUUUUUCCCUUUACUAAAUGAGGAACAGACACUUCAAGAGGUACCAACAGGCUUGGAUUCCGUUUCUAAUGAGUCUGCCAGCUGUGAAUUGCCCUUGCUAACUCCGUGCAGUAAAGCUGUCAUGAGUCAAGCUUUGAAGGCCACUUUCAGUGGUUUUACGAAGGAGCAGCGUCGCCUUGGCAUUCCCAACAAUCCCUGGCUCUGGACAGAGGAGCAGGUGUGCCAGUGGCUUUUUUGGGCUACCAAUGAAUUCAGUCUGAUGGAUGUAAACUUCCAAAAAUUUAUUAUGAAUGGUCAAGUCUUGUGCAAUCUUGGCAAGGAGCGAUUUCUGGAGCUGGCCCCCGACUUUGUGGGAGACAUCCUUUGGGAGCACCUGGAGCAGAUGAUCAAAGAGAAUCAGGAAAAAACAGAAGAUCUCUAUGCAGAAAACUCCCAUCUCACUUCAAUGCCUCAUUGGAUCAACAGUAAUUCCUUAGGCAGUAGUGUGGAUCCGCUGCCAUAUGGAAUGCAGACACAGAGUUGUUCCAAGACAGCCCUCUUGGAUAGUUUGUGUCAGUCAUCUCCAGGACCGAACAUUCUCAAUUCUGAGCAGGAAUUUCCAUUAUAUUCCAAAUCCCGACUUGACACAAUAAGUGUGAACUACCGCUCAGUGAAUCCAGACUUCCAGGGGAACAAUUUGAAUUUACUCAUCAAUGAUUCCGGUAAGCCAGGAAAAGCUGAUUCUGCUGAGAACGGCAAGGACAGUUUUGAAGGUUCCGAUUCUCUGCUCCAGUCAUGGAAUAGCCAGUCAUCUUUAUUGGAUGUGCAGCGUGUGCCUUCGUUUGAAAGCUAUGAAGAGGACUGCAGCCAGUCCCUGUGCCUGAGUAAGCCUACCAUGUCUUUCAAGGAUUACAUUCAAGAAAGAAGUGACCCAGUAGAACAAGGCAAACCAGUUAUACCAGCUGCCAUUCUUGCUGGUUUUACAGGAAGUGGACCUAUUCAGCUCUGGCAGUUUCUUCUGGAAUUACUAACAGACAAGUCGUGUCAGGCGUUUAUUAGUUGGACUGGAGACGGCUGGGAGUUCAAGCUGGCCGACCCAGACGAAGUGGCUCGCCGCUGGGGGAGGAGGAAGAACAAGCCCAAAAUGAACUACGAGAAGCUGAGCCGCGGCCUCCGCUACUACUACGACAAGAACAUCAUCCACAAGACGUCCGGCAAGCGGUACGUGUACCGCUUCGUGUGCGACCUGCAGAACCUCCUGGGCUACGCGGCGGAAGAGCUCCACAGCAUGCUGGGGGUGCAGCCGGACACGGAGGACUGAGCGCUGGCGGCCCCCCUCCGGGCCUGGCCGCACUCCCCACAGACUGGGGUGGGACACCCACCCUGCCUGGCUGCUCAGCGUGGGGCGCCAGAAGGACCUUUCAAAGGACGCGUUCGCCAGCCCGGCGAUGGAGGGGGAAGCGAGGCCUUGUUUAGCAGCGGCAGCAUCUCGCUGAGCCACGGCGCAGCCCACAGAUGAGACACGGCAGCGUCUGGGGUUAAAGCCCCGCAGAUGGGAUUCUGCUUUCUAAGGCCAACAUGCUGGGAAGCCUCGAGCACGUGGCUUCUGCCUUGGAGAAGCAGGUGUGGCAAAUGCAAAGCGUUUACUUCCCGAGGAAAGGCAAGAGAAGGCCAUUUCAGAGGAGAGCGCUUGGAUGCUGCUGGGACCUGUGGCUCUUCUGAAAGCCUCUACAGUGCUAUUUAACAGAAAUUAUAUAUUGUAAUUUAAUUAUUAAGUGUGCUUGAAAUAGGAACCAGGAAGGACACUGACCUACCCGUUGUUUUAUCUUCCCUUUUCAUAGUACCUGCAACCUUAGAAAACUAUUUAAUCUGCCAAAGACAGGCAGAGGAAAUUUGUGAAAUGUGUAUUAGACAGACAUAAUAUAUUCCUACAUGGGAAAGGGUAUAGAAGGUGGUCGUUAUUAUUAUUAUUAUUAUCUGCCGUGUCUAUUAUUUGGCAGAUACUUUGUAUAUUUGGGCAUUUUUACAAGAAACUAAUGAUUGUACGGGGCAUAACUGACCUUUUUGUGAUUUCUAUUCCAAUGUUGAAGUGACUGGCCAAGAAGCAGUACUUUUCCUCAUGAAUGCCGUUUUCCACUUCUGUGCAUGUCUUUCAAUCAGUUUAAUUCAAGACUUCCUUUGAGUUUAAUUAUGCUCGUCCUAUCUUCCUUGCCUCAACCAUGGCCUCUCCGGUGUGGUUCUCUUUGCCCGAUUAAUGUUGUUUGAUUAAAAUAGGAACUCUAUUUUUGGAAAUCUGUAACUCCUUUUCAGAGAUCAGGAGGGAUUUGUGUAGCAGCUAUUUUUACUGCAAAAAAAAAUCACUGGAAAAUACAAUUUGUAAGAAAGUUUUAUUUUUAUCUUAGCUUCAUGUAAAGUUAAAUGUAUUAUAAUAUACAGAGCAAGAAGUUCCGGAAAACCCAAUCUUUAUUAAAGCCUCUUGAACAUAAA